AUGAGAACUAGUAUUUCAAUAUCCUCAACCGAGUCUGUCUCAAUUACUAGAACGCGUAAUUCAGCAUACUUAACCGAGUUUGUCUCAAUUGAUAGAACUCGUAUUUCAACAUCCUCAACCGAUUCUGUCUCAAUUGCUAGAACCCGUAUUUCAACAUCCUCAACAGAUUAUGUCUCAAUUUCUAGAACCCGUAUUUCAACAUCCUCAACCGAGUCUGUCUCAAUUACUAGAACUAGUAUUUCAACAUCCACAACCGAGUGUGUCUCAAUUACUAGAACGCGUAAUUCAGCAUCCUUAACCGAGUCUGUCUCAAUUGCUAGAACUCGUAUUUCAACAUCCUCAACCGAGUCUGUCUCAAUUGCUACAACUUGUGUUUCACCAUCCUCAACCGUGUCUCUCUCAAUUGCUAGGAUACGGAUUUCAACAUCCUCAACCAAGUCUGUCUCAAUUGCUAGAACUCGUAUUUCAACAUCCUCAACCGAGUCUGUCUCAAUUGUUAGAACACGUAUUUCAUCGUCCUUAACCGAAACCCGUAUUUCAACAUCCUCAACCGAGUCGGUCUCAAUUACUAGAACUAGUAUUUCAAUAUCCUCAACCGAAUCUGUCUCAAUUACUAGAACGCGUAAUUCAGCAUCCUUAACCGAGUUUGUCUCAAUUGCUAGAACUCGUAUUUCAACAUCCUCAACCGAUUCUGUCUCAAUUGCUAGAACCCGUAUUUCAACAUCCUCAACCGAUUAUGUCUCAAUUUCUAGAACCCGUAUUGCAACAUCCUCAACCGAGUCUGUCUCAAUUACUAGAACUAGUAUUUCAACAUCCUCAACCGAGUCUUUCUCAAUUACUAGAACGCGUAAUUCAGCAUCCUUAACCGAGUCUGUCUCAAUUGCUAGAACUCGUAUUUCAACAUCCUCAACCGAGUCUGUCUCAAUUGCUACAACUUGUGUUUCACCAUCCUCAACCGAGUUUCUCUCAAUUUCUAGAAUACGGAUUUCAACAUCCUCAACCAAGUCUGUCUCAAUUACUAGAACUCGUAUUUCAACAUCCUCAACCGAGUCUUUCUCAAUUACUAGAACUCGUAUUUCAAAAUUUCAACAUCCUCAACCGAGUCGUAUUUCAACAUCUUCAACCAAGUCUGUCUCAGUUGCUAGAAAUCGUAUUUCAAUAUCCUCAACCGAGUCUGUAUCAAUUGCUAGAACUGGUAUUUCAAUAUCCUCAACCGUGUCUCUCUCAAUCGCAAGAACUCGUAUUUCAACAUCCUCAACCGAGUCUGUCUCAAUUGCUAGAACACGUAUUUCAUCAUCCUUAACCGAGUCUGUCUCAAUUACAAGAACUAGUAUUUCAAUAUCCUCAACCGAGUCUGUCUCAAUUACUAGAACGCGUAAUUCACCAUCCUUAACCGAGUCUGUCUCAAUUUCUAGAACCCGUAUUUCAACAUCCUCAACCGAAUCUGUCUCAAUUGCUAGAAAUCGUAUUUCAAUAUCCUCAACCGAUUCUGUCUCAAUUGCCAGAACUCGUAUUUCAACAUCCUCAACCGAGUCAGUCUCAAUUGCUAGAACACGUAUUUCAACAUCCUCAAAAGAGUCUGCCUCAAUUUCUAGAACCCGUAUUUCAACAUCCUCAACCGAGUCUGUCUCAAUUGCUAGAAAUAGUAUUUCAAUAUCCUCAACCGAGUCUGUCUCAAUUGCUAGAAAUAGUAUUUCAACAUCCUCAACCGAAUCUGUCUCAAUUUCUAGAAAUCGUAUUUCAACAUCCUCAACCGAUUAUGUCUCAAUUUCUAGAACCCGUACUUCAACAUCCUCAACCGAGUCUGUCUCAAUUACUAGAACUAGUAUUUCAAUAUCCUCAACCGAGUCUGUCUCAAUUACUAGAACGCGUAAUUCAGCAUCCUUAACCGAGUUUGUCUCAAUUGCUAGACCUCGUGUUUCAACAUCCUCAACCGAUUAUGUCUCAAUUUCUAGAACCCGUAUUUCAACAUCCUCAACCGAGUCUGUCUCAAUUACUAGAACUAGUAUUUCAAUAUCCUCAACCGAGUCUGUCUCAAUUACUAGAACGCGUAAUUCAGCAUCCUUAACCGAGUUUGUCUCAAUUGCUAGAACUCGUAUUUCAACAUCCUCAACCGAUUCUGUCUCAAUUGCUAGAACCCGUAUUUCAACAUCCUCAACCGAUUAUGUCUCAAAUUCUAGAACCCGUAUUUCAACAUCCUCAACCGAGUCUGUCUCAAUUACUAGAACUAGUAUUUCAACAUCCUCAACCGAGUCUGUCUCAAUUACUAGAACGCGUAAUUCAGCAUCCUUAACCGAGUCUGUCUCAAUUGCUAGAACUCGUAUUUCAACAUCCUCAACCGAGUCUGUCUCAAUUGCUACAACUUGUGUUUCACCAUCCUCAACCGAGUUUCUCUCAAUUGCUAGAAUACGGAUUUCAACAUCCUCAACGAAGUCUGUCUCAAUUACUAGGACUCGUAUUUCAACAUCCUCAACCGAGUCUGUCUCAAUUGUUAGAACACGUAUUUCAUCGUCCUUAACCGAAACACGUAUUUCAACAUCCUCAACCGAGUCUGUCUCAAUUACAAGAACUAGUAUUUCAAUAUCCUCAACCGAGUCUGUCUCAAUUAUUAGAACGCGUAAUUCACCAUCCUUAACCGAGUCUGUCUCAAUUUCUAGAACCCGUAUUUCAUCAUCCUCAACCAAGUCUGUCUCAAUUUCUAGAACACGUAUUUCAACAUCCUCAACCGAGUCUGUCUCAAUUUCUAGAACCCGUAUUUCAACAUCCUCAACCGAUUAUGUCUCAAUUUCUAGAACCCGUAUUUCAACAUCCUCAACCGAGUCUGUCUCAAUUACUAGAACUAGUAUUUCAAUAUCCUCAACCGAGUCUGUCUCAAUUACUAGAACGCGUAAUUCAGCAUCCUUAACCGAGUUUGUCUCAAUUGCUAGAACACGUAUUUCAACAUCCUCAACCGAUUCUGUCUCAAUUGCUAGAACCCGUAUUUCAACAUCCUCAACCGAUUAUGUCUCAAUUUCUAGAACCCGUAUUUCAACAUCCUCAACCGAGUCUGUCUCAAUUACUAGAACUAGUAUUUCAACAUCCUCAACCGAGUCUGUCUCAAUUAUUAGAACGCGUAAUUCACCAUCCUUAACCGAGUCUGUCUCAAUUUCUAGAACCCGUAUUUCAACAUCCUCAACCAAGUCUGUCUCAAUUUCUAGAACACGUAUUUCAACAUCCUCAACCGAGUCUGUCUCAAUUUCUAGAACCCGUAUUUCAACAUCCUCAACCGAUUAUGUCUCAAUUUCUAGAACCCGUAUUUCAACAUCCUCAACCGAGUCUGUCUCAAUUACUAGAACUAGUAUUUCAAUAUCCUCAACCGAGUCUGUCUCAAUUACUAGAACGCGUAAUUCAGCAUCCUUAACCGAGUUGGUCUCAAUUGCUAGAACUCGUAUUUCAACAUCCUCAACCGAUUCUGUCUCAAUUGCUAGAACCCGUAUUUCAACAUCCUCAACCGAUUAUGUCUCAAAUUCUAGAACCCGUAUUUCAACAUCCUCAACCGAGUCUGUCUCAAUUACUAGAACUAGUAUUUCAACAUCCUCAACCGAGUCUGUCUCAAUUACUAGAACGCGUAAUUCAGCAUCCUUAACCGAGUCUGUCUCAAUUGCUAGAACUCGUAUUUCAACAUCCUCAACCGAGUCUGUCUCAAUUGCUACAACUUGUGUUUCACCAUCCUCAACCGAGUCUCUCUCAAUUGCUAGAACACGUAUUUCAACAUCCUCAACCAAGUCUGUCUCAAUUACUAGGACUCUCAUUUCAACAUCCUCAACCGAGUCUGUCUUAAUUGUUAGAACACGUAUUUCAUCGUCCUUAACCGACUUGUUCUAUAUUCCCUCUCUUUCUAUAUUACUUUUUUAUUUUUUUUCUCUUUUUCUUUUUCAUUCUUAUUUUCUUUCUUUAUUUCCGAUGAUAGUAUUUUUGUAUCUCUUCAUUUUCUAUGCUUUAAUUUGUUUAUUCUUUUUGUUUUUCAUUUCUUUCUAUUUUCAUUCUUUCGCCUUUCAUCUUACUUUUUUAUUUUCUUUCAUUAAUCUAAAUCUUUUCAUUAUUUUUUUGUUUCCCUUUUAUUUUUGUGCUCUCUCUCCCUCACCCCCUAUCUGUCUCUCUCUCACUCCCCCUCCCUCUCUUUCUCCCCUCUAUCUCUCCCUAUCUGUCUCUCUCACUCCCCUCUCUCCUCUCUCUUAUUCCCACUCUCUCACUUCCUAUCUGUCUCACUCACUCCCCCCUAUCUCCUCUCUCUCUGUUCCUAACAAACUUGCCUUGCUUCUCUUUUAA
This is a messenger RNA of Acanthosepion pharaonis, 4308 nucleotides long. Lineage: Eukaryota; Metazoa; Mollusca; Cephalopoda; Sepiida; Sepiidae. The record is from the annotation of a GenBank genome assembly.